Messenger RNA from Bactrocera tryoni, 569 nucleotides. RefSeq names its product acylphosphatase-2. NCBI's taxonomy places the organism in Eukaryota, Metazoa, Arthropoda, Insecta, Diptera, Tephritidae. Gene Ontology annotation, molecular function: acylphosphatase activity. The transcript is spliced from 4 exons. The record is from RefSeq and is a predicted model, not a curated record. The coding region runs from base 176 to 526 and encodes 116 amino acids.
ACUUUAUAUACAUAUUAAGCAAAUGCAUUACUGUGUUUUUAUUAGAAAAAUAUGUCUAUAAAAAUUUACAUAUUAUAAUCUAUAUGCAUAGAUCAAUAGAAGGUGCCAUAAGUGGAAUUUUUCACGAUUAUAUCACAAUUGCAAAGAAUCAGAAAGCAGCGGCAAUAGAAUAAGCAUGGGCAUUCCUGAUAUCCGAAUGCUCAUUUCAGUGGAAUUUGAAGUAUUUGGCCACGUCCAAGGUUGUUACUUCACAAAAUAUACUCGAGAUCUUUGCACUAAAGCUGGAAUAAAAGGAUGGGUUAAGAACUCCAAACAAGGGACCAUAAUAGGGAAAAUACAGGGUCCAAAAGAGGAAGUUAAUAGGAUGAUUGACCAGGUAUAUUUUAAACACGGCCGAAGAACACCAACACAAAAAGAAGAGCCACGCGAAGGAACUGAGAAUACCCCGUUUUGGUUCAACCAGGGCCAUUUUUUAGGAGCGCGAGGAGGCCGCCACUGUAAAUGGGAAUUCUGCAUUAAAAACUAAUAAUAAUAGGUUGUCAAAAAAGUCUUGCGCUCUUGACCGAUGC